Molecule: messenger RNA, 1059 nt
Organism: Suillus subaureus
Lineage: Eukaryota; Fungi; Basidiomycota; Agaricomycetes; Boletales; Suillaceae
Product: SNF2 family N-terminal domain-containing protein
Exons: 8
Coding region: 290-964 (224 amino acids)
Molecular function (GO): ATP-dependent chromatin remodeler activity; ATP binding
Source: RefSeq, a predicted model, not a curated record
GCAUCGCUUCAACAUCGCUUCAAGACAUUCUCAUUGGUGUCAAUUUCAGUCCCCACACCACACCACCAAUGUGACGCCAUCUUUAGCUUCGAAGGCGUCAAAAUCCGUUCGGCUUUCCAGCGCCCCACCAAACUUGGAACACGAAGAAAUAACCCCACCUAUUAGUGAAAAUAUUUCCCGUGAAUUUGUACUUGCGACGCCUAAAAAGCCAAAGUCUAGCAAUGCAGCAAACAAUAAGAUUGGUAGGUCCGUUCUGGGCUCAUCGUUCACCCUUUUCAAGCAUCAAGCGAUGGACCUCGAGUGGCUGCUCGCUCGUGAGAAAGCAGGACAAGGAGGCUCAAUACUCGCGCACGAGAUGGGUCUCGGAAAGACUGUAACUUCCAUAGCGUUGAUAAAGAAGACGCUCCAAGAGUCGAAAGCAACAGAUCUCGAGAAAUCCCUUGGGGUUCCUUCUAAGACUAGUGGACCCGUGAAAGCUCCCCCUAAACGACCGAAGACGACACUGGUUGUUGUCCCUAGUGUAUCUCUUCGCGAACAGUGGAUGCGCGAAAUUGGGAAAUUUGGUGAUGGACUAACAGCGAAAGUUCAUGAUGGGCACAUGGGUGUGGACGCUCUCAUGGACGUAGAUGUUAUCAUCACUACGUAUCAGCGAAUUGAACGUCGAAUGAGCAAGGAUUCUAAGGAUCCAGUUUUUCUGGCACGCUGGUCCCGCGUCAUUUUAGAUGAAUCGCAUAAGAUUAUGGGUUUAGGUGCUUGGUACAAGGCAUGCAUGGCUUUGCAGAAGCUUCAGGGGCUUUGUCUGACUGGCACCCCUCUCAUAAAUAAGCUAUCCGAUAUCCAACCCCAGCUCAGGUUUCUUGGGGUCACAGAUGAACGUGGUCCGGCUGCCGAAAGCACCGCUUUCGCUGUGCGCGGCAAACGGGGAUACUUCUCCAAGGUUUCUGCACACGUAGUCGCGGUAUGAUGUUGUUCCGCUAUGCGCAGUCAUUGAAAUGAUCCUUUUAUAGAAUCUUCUUGCGAAUUGUACGCGAUACAGGAGAAAGGUGGAUGUAAUUCAGC